GAUAUAUAUAUAUAUACACACAUAGAAGUGUAGAUAUAUGUACACAACGUAUAUAGGUACACACACAACAACAACGGCCAACUCUCGCUUGGCUUGUUCGAGAGCGCGAGAGAGAGAGCGAGCGCGAGCUCCGACGGUAAAAGAGCUCCGAGUGUAUAUAAGUACCGCAGUGUCUCGUGCUUUUUUUUUCUCUUCUUCUGUUUCCUUCGCCACGGCAUAUAGAAAUAUCGUCAGUCUGUUGUAUCUAAACACACAGACUGGUUGAUACACACGAAUAUCCCAAUAAAGUGCUAGGAUUAAAAGCGACGUAUACACAAACGCGGCCAGCAAAACUGCACGUAUACGCGAGCAGACAGCAGUAGCGAACUGUGUUUGUGUGUAUGUGUGUGUCAAUGUGCGCUGCUGCUGCUGCUGCUGCUCCGAGUUGUCUGUUGUACAAAUAAGGGAGCUUUCCGCCAGUCCCUCGUUGGCUGGCUGGCACUGCUGCGCGGCUGCCUGUGCUGCUGCUGCUGCGUUAUAUAUAUAUUACAGAACGUUAUUAUUACAUUGUUAUUGUAUACGAGUCUUCGUCGACGGUCGUCGUCGUCGUCGUCGUCGUUCGCUAGCAGCAGCUGGUAAUAAUAUAUCAAAGUCCAAGAGUUCUCGCGGCUCGCUCGUUGGUAUUGAGUUAAAGUGUGUCGCGUGUUUUUAUCAUCUGAUAAGUGUGUGUGAGUGUGUGUGUGUGUCAGUCAGUCAGUCAAUAAGUGUGUGUGUGUGUGUAAUUCUUGACCCGCGCGCAGAGUGUGCACAAGCAAGAGAGAAACAAGUGUUCGCGAUAACGCCGCGUUACUACUAUAUACGAGGCAGAGAACCAAGAGCAGCGAGACAACGGAAUUUUCAUCGUCGUUGUUGUCGUCGACGCAGUCCACGGAGCAAAAAAUUGCAGUGAAAUCGACUGUAUCUGUGUGUGUUUGUGGGUGUGUGUCUCUCUCUCUCUCUGUGUUUGAUGCGUGCAACACGGAGCACCAUCGAAGAGGCGACGAGUAUAUUUAUUUAUAUAUACGCGUGUGAGUAGUAGUGGUGCUGCUACUGCUGUCACGUAUUACCACCAACACAGGCCCGCGUACACACACGUACAUAUACGACGCAGGGAUUCUCCGACAUAGCUCCGCGUACAUAAGUGAGAGACGACGAGGAGUAUAAAAACGCGUGUGCACGUCGCCUACGUAAAUUUAUAUAAAAAAAAAGGAGUCAGUGUGCGUGCAGUGUUUUGUAUACACACGUGAAAUUUUUGUCGUAAAAAUUGACCCUCGCGCGUGUGCGUAUGUUCGUGUGUGUGGGUGAGCAUCGCCCAUUGAGAGAGAAAUACACUCUGCUAUAUAUAUGUAGUACAUAUAUAUAGAAUCGAGAGACACGAGCUGCACUCGCUUGGCCCUUUGCACUGAAUGCAGCCUGCUGCUGCUGGCCUCCGUUUCUUCGUACACACACACAUACAAGCUGCGCGCGAUAUCAAGUGGAGGAUUAAUGAAUCGUAAUCGUCUGUACAGCGCUACGAGAGAAGGAUUAUAUAGAAAAGCAGUGAUUGAUCGACGCCAUUCGUUGUACAUAUUAUUAUAAAUACACGUCGACCGUCUGUAUAUUAAUUUAAAUGAAUUAAACAGGACUUAGGUUUAGAUAAAAAAAAAAAUAAAAGCGGAACCACGUCAAUUAUACAUCCGAUACAUACAGGCUAACACACAUAUCCGUGAGAAGGAGGGAACUCGUAUUAGUAUAUUGCAUAUUCUACUUCGAUCGAUGUAUUCGCUCGCCUGUGUGUGUAGUAAUAUCUACGUCCAUUAGAAGAAAGAAACAUUUACUACUGUAAGAUACAAGCUCGCAAGUGCUCUGUUCCUAAAUACUCGCACACACACAUACGCAAGAAGUGUGCACCAGUGCAGUUAUCAAUAUACGCCUAUAUAGCGUAGCAGAAGACGAAGCAGAAAAUAUAAAAAUAUAAAAAAAAAAAAAAGGAAGGAAAAAUGGUGCAGCAGUAUCAGUCACCCGUCCGGGUUUACAAAUAUCCAUUUGCCCUCGUCAUGAUGGCGUACGAGCGGCGAUUCCCCACGUGUCCGCAGAUACCGGUGUUCGUCGGCUGCGACGUCACCCUGGACGAGGAGAGCGAGGACGGCGCCAUCAGGACGACCGAGAGAAGAUGCAAAUUGAACGUCGACGCGCCGUACCUAUUGAAAAAGAUCAUCGGCGUCGACUUCGUGUACUUCAUUCAGAAGAACAUCUUGGAUCGACGCAACAAUGUACUGGAAAUCGAAGCUUACAACGAGAGCUUCGCGUCGAGGGUCACCGUUUUGGAAAAGUGCCGAUAUUUCAUUCAUCCGGAAAAUCCCGAAUGGACUUGCUUCGAGCAGACGGCAAGUUUGGAUAUUAAAAACUUCUUCGGCUUCGAGAACUCGAUGGAAAAGUUGGCCAUGAAGCAGUACGCCCAGAACAUUGCCAAGGGCAAAGAAAUCAUUGAAUAUUUCGUCAAUCAAUUGAAAGACGAAGGCAUCACGUACGUCGAACCGUGGAGGGAUCCAACGACAGACCCGAGCGCCGAAAAAGACAAAUCGUCUCCAAAAGAAGAAAAGAAAGAAUUAGCCAAACUCCACGAGCACAGCUCGAUCGAAGGAAAGCUCCCAAGUAAUAGAGAGAUGCAGCUGUCGUCGGACUACAUCGAGCGCUACCUGGGCAAGCUCGACAUGAUGCAGGAGAGCAAGCUGGUGCAGCUGCGCCACAGCAUCGAGGAGCUGCGGCCGAGCUCGGUGCCGUCGGACGCCACCCUGCUGCGCUUCCUGCGCGCCCGCGAGUUCUCCGUGGACAAGGCACGCGAGAUGCUGACGCAGUCGCUGCACUGGCGCAAGAAGCACCAGAUCGACAAGCUGCUCGAGGAGUACGAGGCGCCGCAGGUCGUCAAGGACUACUUCCCGGGCGGCUGGCACCACUUCGACCGGGAGGGCCGGCCGCUCUACGUGCUCCGGCUCGGCCAGAUGGACGUCAAGGGCCUGCUCAAGUCCAUCGGCGAGGACGAGCUGCUGCUGCUGGCGCUGCACAUCUGCGAGGAGGGCCUGUCGCUCAUGGACGAGGCGACCAACGUCUGGGGCCAUCCGGUCUCGCAGUGGACGCUGCUCAUCGACCUCGAGGGCCUGAACAUGCGCCACCUGUGGCGGCCCGGCAUCAAGGCGCUGCUGCGCAUCAUCGAGAUCGUCGAGGCCAAUUAUCCGGAGACGAUGGGCCGCGUCCUCAUACUGCGCGCGCCCCGCUGCUUCCCGAUCCUCUGGACGCUCAUCAGCACCUUCAUACAUGAAAACACCAGGAACAAGUUCGUUUUCUACUGCGGCACGGACUAUCAGGAGCAAGGAGCCGGCGGUCUCAGCGACAACAUCGAUCCCGAAUACAUACCCGAUUUUCUUGGCGGCACUUCGGAGACAUACGUCCUGGAAGGCGGUGUCGUGCCGAAAAAUCUCUACAAGGCCGACUUGGAGGGUACGAGCGCCGAGCACGAGCACAGCCUGUACCACUCGGUGAGUCUGAGCCGUGGCCAGACUCACAACGUCGCCAUACACUGCAACGAUCCGGGUGCAGUGCUCACCUGGGAUUUCGACGUCAUGCGCAAUCAGGUCUUGUUCGCCGUGCUGCACAAGGAGAAGUCGAAAGACUCGAACAACACCCUUGGUGAGUUUGCUUUUAUACAUCAUGCGAAAUUGGCCUGUUUCAUUAACGCUGGAAAUUAUGUCGCAGCCGCGCCAGGAGCCACGACCGUAUUGGAGCCCGACGUCGUUGGAAGCAAAGAGUGGAAGGAGGGCCUGGACGGAAUUGUCCGAGUCGAGCCGAGCGUCGUUUGCCACGAUGGCGAGAGUAUUCAGGGUACGCACAUCAUGCAAGAAGCAGGAAUAUACAUUCUGCAAUGGCAGAAUCCAGAGGAGCAAGGAGAAUUUCUACCCUCUAUCAGCUCUCACAAAGCUCAACUGAUGUAUUACUACGAGACGCUACCGUCGGCUCAUUACAAGGGUUCCAUGAUGAGCCUUCAAUCGGCGAUAAGUGGCCGAUCGGUGGCAAGCUCGUCGCUGUCCAGAUGAGAAGGAAACGCGAGUACGAGCAAAACAGAACCUGGCGACAAGACGUAAUGCGCUCCUACCAAUUGCCUCGUCCUCGAUCAUCGCGUCUUGACCAAGUAAAUUGUAUACGAUACAACUUUCCAGGUUAGCUCGGUACUUUUUAGCUUCGAAGAAAAAUUCGACUCUGCAAUCAUGGGAAAUUCUCCUAAUGAAAUAAUAACGACUUCGAGGCGAGAAAAAAUUACUCGACUCGCUGCUAGAUAAAGAAAAAUUACAAUCGUUGACAAAUCUGUUAGACUAAUUAUAUAAUUGUAAUGUUGUCGUUGCCUUAACAAUUAUUUUCGUAUGUAAGGAAUUAUUUCGGUUACGAGAUUAAUUCAUGUAUGACGUAAUCUAGGUAAAAGAAGAAAAGUGUAGUUAUGAUUUUCCAUUGCUUAUGAUGUAUAGAUUGGAAAUCUGUGUGUGAAGUUAAUUUUAGCUUGUCGAUUAUUUUUUACGGAAAAUCUAAUUUGUAUUCUGAAGAAUGUUAUUCUGUCUCGAAUUAUUUAUUGGUGAAUACAAAUAUAUAAUAAAAUACAUUCAUCGAUGAAGAUGAUAUGUAGUGAUCUGAAAUGGAUAAUAAUGUUUAAACAAAACUUUUUUGUUUUUAAUUUUAACAAUGCAAAAGCUUGCAUUAAUUGUACAUAAGUGACGAGUGUGUUUCGAUUUUUAGGUUAGAUAAUUUCAAACUUUUCUUACGUGAUUUGUGUUGUGAGGUUUGAUGAAAAUACCCAGAGAGACGUUUAUCUUUUGUAAAAUAUGUUCAUAUUAUACAUAAUGCAGCGACUAUACUGAUAGCUCGCUAAGUCAUUUAUUGUAAACGAUUGCAAUAAUAAAUAAAAAUAAUGAAUUUUAAAUAUAUCAAAUAUUAUCCGCAUAUCAUAUAAGGAUUUUGUUGCAAUUACAUGAAAUUUCUCCGUACAUAUAAUAUAAUCUUCUAUAAGUUCUAACACUGCAGUAAUUAAUUUGAUGAAAAUAACUUUUUUAUAGUAUAAGAAUUAUAUCUUUUAUGUUUUACAACAGAUACAGCACAUAUGUAUUAGUAGUAAUGGACUCAAUUUUUUAAAUUGUAUACAUUUUAUUAAUACUGAUUUCGUUUUUUUCAAUUGGCUUUAUAAAAUGAAAAUUGAUCAAAUGGAUCAUACAGACUUGAUAGCACACAUUAAGUGAAGUUGAAAAAAUACCACCUUGAAAUUUUUGUUCUAUUUAAAUAUUUUACACAUCUCUUAGAAAGUUAUUGUAUCUUUAAUUGCAAAAAAAUUUCAUUACGUUGAUAAUACUCAAUACAAGCGUAUAUUACCAAUCGAUAUUAUUCAUAAAUACUUGAAAAGAACAUUAUACAUUUCUCAUAGAAAUGUGGUUUUAUUACAUGUGUCAAUUUAUAAUAAGUACGAAAUUUUCAUUCGGAAAUAAAUUGUAGACCUACAAACAAGUGCAAUAAUAAUAUAAUUAUUAUAUUUUCAUUUACAUGAAAUCUACAAGUCUACAAGUGUUGUUUUUUCAAAAUUCUUUGAAAUUAUACGUAUUAUAGAAAAAAUAUGCACUUUAAAAUAGAGUGAUCAUUGCUAUCAGUUGCUAUCUCAUUUCGCUUAGAUUGGCAAAGCCUAAAGAUCGCUGACCUAGUAUUAUGAAAAAAUAUUUCACAUGCAAUGUUAAAAAUGAAUGCUAUUUGUCACAACUCAUUUUCAAUGAAGCAUUUGUCUUAUUCUGUAAGAGUUCAAUCAAGUUAAGUUUAUUUCAAGCUUUUCUAAAUAAAUAAUUCUUUUUACAAAGAA
Trichogramma pretiosum is the source of this 5881-nucleotide messenger RNA. It is a transcript of the gene retm, whose product is annotated as protein real-time. The record is from RefSeq and is a predicted model, not a curated record. The coding region runs from base 1998 to 4088 and encodes 696 amino acids. Gene Ontology annotation, cellular component: cytoplasm. Lineage: Eukaryota; Metazoa; Arthropoda; Insecta; Hymenoptera; Trichogrammatidae. The transcript has 11 exons.